Molecule: messenger RNA, 3406 nt
Organism: Prorocentrum cordatum
Lineage: Eukaryota; Dinophyceae; Prorocentrales; Prorocentraceae
Source: the annotation of a GenBank genome assembly
GCGGAGGAGUCCCCGGCGUUUGAGCCGGUCCUGACGACUUUCCACACCGGGGCAAUCUUGGGGAUGGACGUCUGCACGAGGAAGCCCUUGGUGGUGACUUGUGGCGUGGACAAGUCCGUGCGCGUGUGGAACUACAUCGAGAAGACGUGCGACCUCUGCAAGUUCUUCAAUGAGGAGGCCUACAGUGUUGCCUUCCAUCCCUCGGGCUUCCACCUCAUCAUCGGCUUUCAGGACAAGCUGAGGCUCAUGAACCUCCUCAUGGAAGACAUGCGGACCUACAGGGACAUCCCCAUCAAGGCCUGCAAGGAGUGCCGGUUCAGUAACGGUGGCCAGCUCUUCGCGGCUGUUAGCUCGACCUCCGCGGCCCACCCGACGAUCCAGGUGUACAAGACGUACACUUGCGAGCUUGUUGAGACGCUCCGAGGCCAUAACAAUAAGGUCCGGUCCAUCGCAUGGACGGCGGACGACUCCACGAUCGUGUCAACGGGUGUCGACGGUGCUGUGUACGAGUACAACUUGCUGACCGAGGGGAGGCGUUCGCCGAACGACUUCGUCCUAAAGGGUACCACGUUCUCCUGCGUGAUUGUGCACACGGACCCGUCCACGGGGUCGAACACGAUGUAUUGUGUCGGCAGCGACAAAACUCUCAAGGAGGUGUCCGGCGGCGUGUGCCACAACAGCGUGGAGUCGCAGCAGACCCUGGGCCAGAUCGUGCUCGCCAAUUCGGCCAAGGCGCUGUUCGCUGCAGUGGCCCAGCCCGACCAGCAGGCUCCAGUGCGCUGCUACAAGUUCCCGCUGGACGGCAACUACGUCGAGUACGCGUGCCACUCUGCCCAGUGCAACCGCAUCCGCAUUACAUUCGACGACUACUAUCUCUUCACCUGUUCCGACGACGGUUGUCUCUUCAUCUUCGACGUCCGCAAGAAGGACCGGGUCGUCUCCAAGCGCGAAAAAGACAGUGCGUUGUCGUGGGCGGACGAGAUACUGGUGACCAGGACCCACCUGGACGAGAAGCAGGCGCAACUGCAGGAGCUCGCUCGUCAGGUGGAGGAACUCUCCAACCAGAUCGACUUCCAGCUCCGCCACAGGGAGAGCUACCACAAGGAGGAGAUGUCGGAGCUCGAGGAGAAGUAUACCCAGGAGAUUGAUCAGGAGCGCACCAAGCACGAGCUCCUGCGGGAAGAGAAGAAUGACGCCGAGAUGGAGGCAGAGGAGAACAUCAAGAGCCUGAUGGAGCUGCACGCGAAGCAGACGCAGGACCUGGAGGGCUCCUUCCAGCAGCAGAUGAUGCUGAAGGUGGCGGAGUACCAGGAGCUGCAGACGAGGCGCGAGAAGGCGCACAGGGAGUGGGAAAGGCAGCACGCCGAACUCAUGGACAAGCACGCCAGGCAGGUUGCCGACAUGCAGCGGGACUUCGGGGAGAAGCAGGCGCAGGACAAGGCGGCGAUCCAGCGCAUCAUGGAGGAGAAGAAGCUGGCCGAGCGGGUGCACGAGGAGACCAUGCGCCAGCUGGAGCAGGACACGGACCGCGAGAUCGAGGAGCUGAAGGACGAGAAGGAGGCCCGGCUCCAGGCCGAGCAGGCGGACAAGGUGCGUUUGCGCGGCCAGAGCGGCAUCUCCAAGCGCCACCACGAGGAGCUCAAGCGGCAGAUGCAGAAGAAGGAGGAGGAGCUGCGCCACCACAUGGAGGAGGCGCGAAAGAAGCAGGAGGCCAUAGACAAGCUGAAGAAGUCUGGCAAGGAGAACUUGAACGAGAUCCGGGAGCGCGACAAGAUGAUCGAGCACAAGGAGGAGAAGAUCUACGAGCUGAAGAAGCAGAACCAAGACCUCGAGAAGUUCAAGUUCGUGCUCGACUACAAGAUCAAGGAGCUCAAGGCGCAGAUCGACCCUAAGAAUGACAGCAUCGCCGAGAUGAAGAGGCAGAUACAGGCAAUGGAUGCGGAUCUCGAGGAUUACCACAGGAAGAACAAGCAGCUGCAGCUGAGCAUCGAGCAGCUGCACGUAAAGCAGCGCACCCUCCAGGAAGAAGUCGUGUCGCAGAGGAAGAAGAUGACAGACUGCCAAACAAUUAUAAAGAGGUUUAAGAACGAUCUGCACGAGUGCGUGCAGUUCAUCCAGGAGCCCAAGCAGCUCAAGGAGUCGGUAAUGGGGCUGCACAAGAAGUACAUGCCCAACGGCAUAAAGAAGCAGGAGCUGGACGGCGACAUCCAGCGCGAGUAUAACCGGCAGCGGGAGUAUCUGGAGAAGUCCGUGGAGAGUUUCAAGCGCAAGCUCAUCAAGGACUCCGACGUCCACCGCCAGGACAACACGCGGAUCCUCCAGGAGAACGUUGCCCUCAUCAAGGAGAUCAACGAGCUCCGCAAGGAGAUAGACUUCCUCAAGUGGAAGCGGCAGCAGCAGAAGCUCAACGUCAACUCGGCCAAGGCCAAGGGCGGAGGCACCGCUGCGAAGUCCCUGAAGGACGCCGCAGAUCCGAUGGCCGCCACCGCCGAGAUCGAGAGCAACGCAACUCAGAUCAUGGAGCUGAAGAAGCGUAUCGAGGAGCAGAGGCGCCUGCACGCCUCCUUCGCGGCGACGGCCGCGAGCCGGGACGGGCCUCUGGCCGCGGGGGCCGGCGCGGAGGGCGAGGCGUCGCAGCACCACUACGAGGUCGCGGUCAAGCCGGAGCCGUGGAAGCAGCAGACGGCAUCGGAGAAGUGGAAGCAGAUCAGCGACGAACGCUCGCACAAGGCUGCCCAGGAGGCCGCGGGCAUGCCGAGGGGCGACGCCAUGACGGACAACGAGGCGGGGGCGAGCCUGCAGUCCAGGGACAUCGACGACGACAGAGACGUCUUCGACGACAGAGACGCCUUCGACGACAGAGACGUCUUCGACAGAGAUUUCUACGAGAAGAGCAAAACUCUCAAGGAGCAGUAUGCGGAGGCUGGCCUGUCGUGCAGUUGCCCGGCUGACACCACCGUGUAUUCGGAGGGCGUCCUCACGGAGGUCAUGUCGCCCGGGAUGUGGGCUGAGGCAACCUGGGACUAGGGGGGGUCCGCGCUGCCAGAGCUGCUGCGGCCUGUACAGCUAGAUUAUGCAAAGUGGGGCGCAAGCAUACACCCAUCCAUUCGGUCCCGGUUCGGUGCGGCCCUCGUUGUCGGAGCGGCCCCUCUCCGCGCGCCGAGGGCGGGGGGGGCCUCGAGGCUCUGGUCUCCCCCGCCCUCUCGCACACGCGCGCGUGCGCACGAGGCGUGGAUUUGGAUGCCAGAUGCAGCUGUGUGCGAGUCGCGGCUUCCCGCUGGCGGCUGCUAUUUGGCUGGCGUGGACCAAUCCACUGUCGGCAUCAUCCAUGUGCGCUGCCGCGCAGGCGGCCGCAUUUUACCGACCGUCGACCUGCCCAGGCGUGCCGAUUAUGCUGCGCGGGAAG